UCUUUAACAUAUUUCUUGGUAGUUCUGUACAGCAGCCAUUCAAUAUGGCGGUCCACAGACUAGCAUGUUUGGGUCUGAAUGUCCUUGCUUCUUCUGUGUGCGCACCAAAGCAGGUAACUUACUUAUUUUAUGUUUUGUUUGGUGGUUGGGAUGUCUUCUUAACACUGCUUCGCGUAUUAAAUUUGGGAGAUGGAGAACGCAGCAUUUAAGGUGUAAACUAGCAUAGCUGGUCGUUAGCUUUCUGGCGUUAGCUUCUAUGCUAAUGACAAACUAGUUAUUCACUGUUUCCAAAAUCUACAGAGCCAUCGUAAUGGUUAGGGGCUUGUCUAACUAGUAGCAAUAGAGGAACUAAAGUUUGUAAUAACAUCUGUCAGUUAACAGACUCGUGUCAUUUCUUACCUGUUUCAUGGGAACUCUUCACCCGUGUUGUACCGUCUCCCCUCCCUCACAUCUGUCCAUAGUUGCAAUGAAUUGUACCAUGACCCAGGGCCAAUUUAUACCCUUUUAAAGUGUAUUGUUAAUGGUAAAUCAUGGGUGGCAGGGAACUAUUUACAGCUCAACCAGAAAAAAACUCAGGUUUUAGUCAUUGGUACUGGAGCUCAGAGGAAAAAAAAACUGGAUGCAAGACUCCAAGCACUGUCUUUUAAUCCUUGUAAGUGCAGAAUCUAGGCGUGAUAGUUGGUCAAAAUCUCAGUUUAAAGCCUCAUAUGAAAGAAACCACAAAACACGCUUUAUCAUCACCUGUAAAACAUUGCAAAAGUGCGACACUUUUUCUCUCAAGCCAGUGAAAAUGCUUGUAUUACAUGCAGAAUAGACUAUUGUAGUGCUUUUCUUUAUGGGCAUCUUUCAGCUUCAGCUGCUACAAAACUCAUCUACAAGGAUGCUGCUGAAGACCAGAAAGGCAGCUCUUUGUUAUUACAGCCCACGUCUGUGAAACAGUCUAUCUUAAGACCUGAGGACAGCACAUAUCAGAGAGUUUGUAUUUUUAAAAGUGAAAUUAAGGCCCACCUUUUUAGUCUGGCUUUUAACUGAGUCUUACCUCAGUCAAUUUACUUAUGUAUAUUUAUUUUUUACCCUAAAUUGUGUUUUACUUUAGUCAGCCAUGUGUUAUACUGUAUUUAUUUAUUUUCAUUUUAUUAUUUAUAAAUUAUUUAUUGAUAUAUUUAUUAUCUUUAAUUACCUUAGUGUCUUAUCUUAGUUUAUUUAUUUUGUAGCUAACUUGAGGGUGUAAUCUAGUAGUAUUUUUAUUGUCCUUUUCAAGUUUUAUCAAGUUUACCUCCAGACAUUUAUACAACCCCAAUUCCACAUCAGUUGUACAGCUGUGUAAAAUGAUGAUAAAAACAGCAUUUGAUAGUUUGCUUGAACUCUGUACAGGCCCUGAGGAACUGCUGGGGUAUGAUGGAGCAGGCGAGGAGUUACUAUGUUGACUGGAGGAUGCUGAGGGACCUCAAGCGAAGACAGAUGGCUUUUGACUAUGCUGAUGAAAGGCUACGGAUCAAUGCACUGAGGAAGAAUAUUAUCCUCCCAAAGGAACUUCGGGUACAGAAAAUAAUAUUAGCUAAUGCAACAUAAUACAAUUUUUAUCAUAACUCUGUGUCUUUUACACUAUUUACAAGAGAAAAUCUUUAGAUAAGAAGUUUUGUUGUAUGUAUAAAAUCAUCAAUAAUAUAAAUUGGAGUUGAGUUUCAGUUAUGUUUUAUUUAUCUUGUCAUAUUUUCAAAUAAAGAGUGAAAUACUUAUCUGAUUUUUGCAGGAGGUAGCAGAUAAAGAAAUUGCUGCAUUACCACGUGACAGCUGCCCUGUCAGAAUCCGCAACAGGUGUGUGAUGACCUCAAGACCUCGUGGAGUGAAGCGAAGGUGGCGACUGAGCAGGAUUGUCUUCCGACACUUAGCUGACCACAGUCAGAUGUGUGGGAUUCAGAGGGCGAGAUGGUGACCAGGGAUCCAUGAUUCUAUGGCCAGACUGGAUCGCAAAGGAAAAAAUGAGAAUAUGAGGACGUUGACUAUCAUACAUUUGGCCUUAAGGCGACUGGGGUCUUUGGAGCUUUUGACAGUGGGGAGAUUCAUGUCAAAAGUGAAUCUACUGUGAUGGCUGCAGCAAAUUUUCAGUGUUUUAUUUAUCCUGUUAAUGUCUUUUUUGCAAAUUCUCUGUUUUGCUCCUCUUGUUAUAGCAUAUCCAUAUACAUAUAAAACAGGAAGUGAUACUGCAGCUGCUUCAAAACGCAAAUGUAUGUGUGCAUUGUUGCCCCUUUUAAAAUGUAUAAAUAAAUUCCAUUAUAUGUAUUGAACAACUCUUUUUAUUUUGGAAGUGCAGACACUAAUAAGUUUUAUAAGGUAUGAAUGAAAA
Molecule: messenger RNA, 2347 nt
Organism: Xyrichtys novacula (pearly razorfish)
Lineage: Eukaryota; Metazoa; Chordata; Actinopteri; Labriformes; Labridae
Source: the annotation of a GenBank genome assembly